UUCUUACUCAGCCGAUUCAUUCGAAAUAUCGCGAGGGAACACACGGUACCGCAAAUAUUCGAAAUCAUGAAAGCGAAUGUACUUUGGAUACUAUUAGUUUUCUUUUUGUCUCGUCACGCGAUUUACAUAGGCGGUGAUAUCCACAGUAUGCUUCGUCAACUAGAUAUUGAGGAAAAUGACCCAGAUAUCACGCAAUCCGAGAAGAAAAAGUUGGACGAAUAUCGUAGGACGGUGAUCAAACAAGAGAUCUUGAAAAUGCUUGGUCUCGAGAGCCCUCCGAAUGCUUCAAACAUUCCGAAAAUACCAAAAGAAAUGAUAAAAAGUGUCCUGCAUCAAACGAGACACCACAGGAAAGGUGGCCGUAAAAAUCUAGACGUCGCUGGCAAACAAAUGAUUGUUAUAGCGGAGCCAGAAUUCUCGCUGAACUUGAAAGAUUCAGAACCGCAAUCAUUUCGCUUCAAUGCAAACGUGAAACAUAAUUCAGUUUCAUCUGUAAUAUUGGUCCUUCGACGUAACCCACAGAUCCUAACGAAGAGGAUAUUGAAGAAACAUCGUUUGUUUAUCGCACGAAUACUCGGUUAUCCUAACAAACUAUCCCGCCUAAUCGGACAUCCAAAAAUUAAGGAAACUAACAAAAACUGGAUCAAUUUGGACAUCACUUCAAUCUUGAAAUCAAAAGGUAUCCAUGGCAUGAUAAGGAAUAUCUCCAUCGAAAUUAUAUGCGAAGAAUGUGGUGGCGAAAACGGUUUUGUGAAUUCCAAGAAACGUCGUCCGUUUCUAAUUUUUAACGUUGGCAAAGUCACGAAAACCCGAAAGAGGCGCUCUGUAGCAAAUUGCAGCCAAACUGAUUGCUGCAUAGUUGAUUAUAACAUCAGCACUAAAUUGCUUGGUUUUGACUUUGUGGUAGCACCUAAUGUAUUUCAAUUGAACUUCUGCAAAGGAAAUUGUAUUACUCCACCUUUGAUUUUGGCGUUCCAUGAUCGGAUUGGGUUGGUGAAAAAUCCAACAAAGAAGAUGGUUAAAAAGUCAAACUGCUGCAUGAUCUCAAAAUUUAAAACGUUAUCAAUACUCAUCGAUGGUGGCAACAAUUCAAUUAUAAAAAAGGAUAUACCGAAUGUGACGGCGACGCACUGUACGUGCUCAUAACGUUUGCUGCAGUGCACGGUUUUUCUCAGUAUUAUAUAGCAACAUUAUCUACGUGUAUUUGACAUCGUAAAGUCUAUGACGAUUGCUAACAAUUGGUAAGAAUGGUGGAUAAUUUAUUUUUAGCCCGUAAAACUGACAAACAGUUUUAAAACUACAUGUGUAUAAUAUGAGAAGUAAACUUUUGUAUCAAUUAAUAUUACUGAACCAUUUUGUUAACUGAUGUCAAUACAUUGGGCACUGUUUAGUGAACGCACUGCAUGUUUAGUUUAGAGAAAGAUUAAGACUGUUUCAGAUUUAAAAAAUGACUUUUAGGUCAGUCAAAUCAUAUCCCUGUUGCACUGCUCCACUUCCUUCAAACUUCGGACUAGCAUGAAUUUAUUUUUGGAGUUUUAAUAUAAUCAUCAUGUAAAUCACUGUUAAUCGGUUUUAAACUAAUUAAAAAAUCCAAUAUUCA
This is a messenger RNA of Dendronephthya gigantea, 1600 nucleotides long. Its product is annotated as growth/differentiation factor 8-like. NCBI's taxonomy places the organism in Eukaryota, Metazoa, Cnidaria, Anthozoa, Malacalcyonacea, Nephtheidae. Gene Ontology annotation, molecular function: growth factor activity; cytokine activity. Gene Ontology annotation, biological process: SMAD protein signal transduction. The transcript is spliced from 2 exons. Gene Ontology annotation, cellular component: extracellular region. The record is from RefSeq and is a predicted model, not a curated record. The coding region runs from base 67 to 1146 and encodes 359 amino acids.